Messenger RNA from Ramularia collo-cygni, 258 nucleotides. RefSeq lists its product as uncharacterized. The record is from RefSeq and is a predicted model, not a curated record. Bases 1 to 258 code for a protein of 85 amino acids. NCBI's taxonomy places the organism in Eukaryota, Fungi, Ascomycota, Dothideomycetes, Mycosphaerellales, Mycosphaerellaceae. The transcript has 2 exons.
AUGCAGUACUCCAAGACUGUCCUCGCCACUUUGCUGAUGGCUUUCGCCACUCAGACCUUGGCCGAUGGCCCAUCGAUCUGCGGUUCCAACGAGCCCGGUGGAACCAGAGUUGCUGGACACUGCGGCCAGGAUGCUCAAGUCUGCUACAACAACGACGGGGGCAUUCUAUGCACAUGCUUCGACAACAAGGCUUGCGAAACUGAAUGCGGCACUGAUACGCCCAAUCUCUUCGGAGGUGGAUCCUGCCUUUGCUGCUAA